UGCGGGGUAGGGAUUUUGUACUGAUAUGGACGUGUGUAAGAGAGAGUGAGCGUGGCUACGCAGUAGCAGGAUAUAAAAGAUCAUCCUUUCCCCCUCUGGGUAUCUCUCCUCCCCGGCUGUGUGUGUGCGUGGCGGUGUGUUUGAGAGUCAGCGCCGGCCUUUACAAUGCAGACCCGCGUCCUGUUGUUGCUGGUGCUGGGGUGCCUGUGCGUCCACGCUGCGCCCGUGGAGCAGGGUAAGUUCCAGCCGGAGUCCUGCGACGCUCCACCCGCGGUGAGCGCCGCUCAUUUGGCCAUCACCAAGAUCAACCAGGACCGGCAGGAGGGCUACAUCUUCAGCCUGCACCGCCUCUCUAACGUCCACAUAGCCACACAUGGACCAACUGGUGUGGUAUUUUAUCUGAAAAUGAAUGUUGUGGAGACUAACUGCAGCGUUAUCAGCAGGAAGAACUGGAAGAACUGUGAGGCUCGACCCACUUCAGAUAUGCCGGUAUACGGAAUAUGUAAAGCUGCCAUCUACAUCAACAAGGUGCACAGAGUGGUGCGUCUCUACAAAUAUAACUGCAUGAUCCGACCAGUUCCUGCGGUUAAGGUAUCAGAAAUGUGUCCGGACUGUCCAAGUCUAAUGGAUACAGACAGUGAUCAGGUUCAGAAGACUGUGACUCGCUCACUGGAAAAGUUCAACAAGGAGAGUGGGUUGACCAAUCGUUUUGCUCUUCUCAAAAUCUCCCGUGCCACUGCUGGGAUGGCCAUGGGGAUGUAUUACAACGUGGAGUACACCAUCCAGGAGACCUCCUGCACCAAUAGUGCCGGGGCAGCUGAUAAAUGCCCCCUCAUGACGUGCGAAUUUGCUCACAAGGGCUUCUGUAAGGCAUCCCUAUUCAACCUUCCAACCGAUGAAGAAAGCGUCAGUGUUGAGUGUGAAAUUUAUGAGCCUGAGGCUGCUGAGAGGGAGAAGAAACACCACCUGCUGGGCGGGGAGACCGACCACAGCCAUAACGACACGCACACACAGAGCCACGACCACGACAGCGCCCACGCCGCCGACAAGUCCCACACGCACGACCACGUGCACGACCACACCAAGGGCCACGCUCACCACGACGACCACCACAACCACGCCGACGACAGCGACCACCACCACACCCACGACCACGCGGCGGGGAGCGCGCACAGGCACGCUCACGACCACUCCCACGACCACGGCCACGGCCACGACCACGUGCACGCCCACCACGCCAAGGCGCACGACCACAGCGGCGACUCCCCCAACCACCACCACGAUUACAAGCACCCCGACGGCGUGCACACUCACCAGCACGAUCACGAGCUCGCCCUGGACCACGACCACAAACACGCCCACCUCCACGAGCACGAGCACCACCACCACCACCACGAGCACGAGCACGAGGUUGGAACCCACGACCACCCGGAGGGCGUCGUGAGGAUGAUCCCCGCCAUGGGAGGUCCCAUGACCCUGCCCUCCUUCCCAGAUGAGCCCGCUGCCGGACCUGUUGGAGUCCCUCUGCCCCUCAGGCCUGACCCUCAGAUUCCAGGAGAGACCGAACCCACCAUCCUUCCCUUCCCAGCAACGCUCUCACCCCAGUGUCCCGCCCCAACUGAAGCAAAAGACCUGGUGGAGAAACUCUUUAUGGAAGACCCCAUGUUCAAGCCCUCUGCUUAAAUUAAUCUGGAACUGGAAACUGUUACUGGGACAUAAACCCGGACCGAAGAGGACAGAAUGCAAAAAAAUAAUUGAAUCUCGUUCAUUAACCACUCUGAUUGUAAUACAGCUUUCACUGCUACUCCAGGUCAUUCGUAAACACAUAAACUGUAACAUUUCUUGUCUUGCAAUAAUUGAAUGAAGACAGAGUACAAAAGAAUGUAUAUUUUCUAACCAUUCAAUCUGUUUGUGCCAUCAUGUUAAUAGAUAAUAAAACAUUGUGACACAUUUCACAGCUGUAUUAAUUACUUACAAACCACCUCUAUGGUUAUUUAAAUUAACACAAUGUCCCCUUUAGGAAGGAGGCAACGACUUUUUUAAUGUUUCAUCCUUAAACUGAGCAUUCAGCAUCCCUGUAACACUGUAGAGUCGAUUUCUGCCACGGAUUGCUGCUAUUGCUGCUAUUUCCAAUUAAAGGAAACAUAUGUCAGCCUGGAAAGAUAAGUGAAGAAAAAAGCUAAGCAGAUUUUAUUUUUAAUGAACCCUGAAAGACUUUUUUUUAGGGUUUAACAACAAAUUAAUUAUGUCUCCAUCCAUGAGUUCUGAAAGGCAAACAAGCAAGUAACAAAUUCAAAUCAACCUGUUAUUCUUAUAAGAAGAAAACUGAAAAGUAAACAGCAUGAACCAAUUAGAGAAAAAUUCUGCCCAUGUUUUUCUAAUUAUUCAAUUUUAUUCUAAUUCCACUUUAUCUGCCCAGAAAGGAAAUGAGAAAACACAAUGAAAAGAAGCUUUCUGAUAGCUGAUCUACAAAUAUAGAUAUUAUGAGAGCAGCGUCUCCCUUUCUAUCAAUUUGUGAAAUACACGGGGUUACACGAUGUACUUUAGCUACUCAACCGCUAUUUUUUUUUUAAAAGGCAGAAACCUAAACCUAAACUUUAUGAACUGAGUCAUGCUGCUGAGCCUGAUCACUUCUUUUUUAUUUGUCUUCCAUCUGUGAAAACUACUAAAUCAGGAGGGCCUUAAUGAUGAACCAUAAAUGUUUUGGUGUGAAAGCA
Molecule: messenger RNA, 2717 nt
Organism: Menidia menidia (Atlantic silverside)
Lineage: Eukaryota; Metazoa; Chordata; Actinopteri; Atheriniformes; Atherinopsidae
Source: the annotation of a GenBank genome assembly